AUGGCGGCGGCCGGCGCGGAAGGGGAGGUGCUGCGGCACGUGAGGCAGUGCCUGGCCGGAUUCGCGGCCGAGACGAGGGAGUUGUGUUUAACAGAGUCUGUGCCGUCCCUCGAUGGCCCUCCCUCUCCCCUGGAAUUUUAUCGGGAAUGGGUGUGCCCAAACAAACCAUGUUUAAUUCGGAAUGUGGUCAACCACUGGCCAGCUCUGAAGAAGUGGACUUUAACUUACCUGAGGGCGGUAAUGAGCUCCAAGCUGGUGAGUGUGGCAGUGACUCCAAAUGGUUAUGCCGAUGCAGUUUGCCUAGACCGGUUUGUUAUGCCGGAGGAACGACGCAUGUCUUUCGGUGCUUUCUUGGAUAUUGUGGAGAAGAAAGUAACUUCCCCAGGGGUGUUCUAUGUGCAGAAACAGUGUUCGAACCUGACUGAGGAAUUCCCUGAACUCAUAGGUGACGUGGAGCCUGACAUAUCCUGGAUGAGCAAGGCCCUUGGAAGAAAGCCUGAUGCUGUGAAUUUCUGGCUAGGAGAAUCUGCUGCAGUGACAUCUUUGCAUAAAGACCAUUAUGAAAACUUGUACUGCGUGAUUUCGGGAGAGAAACAUUUUCUGCUGCACCCACCAAGUGACCGCCCCUUCAUCCCACAUGAGCUGUACCCACCAGCAACGUUCCACAUGUCAGAAGAUGGGUCAUUUGAGGUUGUAGAUGAGAGCUCUGCAGAGAAGACUGAAACCUUUCCCUGCUACUUAUUUUCAGUGAAGGUCAUCCAAGCUCAGAACAUACCCUCAAAAGACCUACUGAGUGCCUCUGACUGUUAUGUGAGUCUUUGGCUGCCAACUUCUUCAAAUAUGCAAGUCCUGACUAAAACAAUCCCAAAUACCAGCAACCCUGUUUGGAAUGAAAGCUUCAAUUUCUUGAUCCAGCCUCAGGUCAAAAACAUGUUAGAGCUGAAGCUCUAUGAUCAAGAUGUGGCCACCAAAGAUGAUCUCCUUUUCACUGUGGUCUAUGAUAUUGCAAAAAUAAGACCAGGGGACACGAUUUAUGAAAACUUCAUUUUGAACUCUGAGAGUCAAGCAAGUCUAGAAGUCAAAUUCAAGGUGAUAAGCAUAACUGGUGAUGUUGAGAGACUUGUUACUAAUAACAUCUUAGUGGCCCGAGAAGUUUCCUGUUUAGAAGUUCAGAUGGACAAAUGGAGGAAUGAGGAGUGUUUGAAAAAACAUAAAAAUAUUGUCCUUUCGGUGACUGAAUCAUUUGAAGAAGCACAGAAGAUUACCCAGGACUCAGAAAUCUUCCACUUCCAUUGUAACGAACAUUUGAUACUGCAGCUCAAAGUUAACAAUUGCCUUGGAGCUUUAGAUGUACGUUUGGGAUGUGAUCUCUGUGGGGCUGAGCAGGAGUUCCUUCAUAAGCGGAAAAACAUGGUUGCCGCUGCUCUUAAAAAGGUUCUUCAGCUGGACCAGGAACUGCAAGGACAUGAGGUCCCAGUACUAGCGGUCAUGGCAACUGGGGGAGGAGUCAGGGCCAUGUCAGCAUUCUAUGGCCACCUCUUUGCUCUUCAGAAACUUAACCUCCUAGACUGUGUUACGUAUAUUACUGGAGCCUCUGGCUCAACAUGGACCAUGAGAAAUUUGUAUGAGGAUGCUAACUGGUCUCAGAAGGAUCUAGUGGGCCUGAUCCAUAAAGCAAGGAAAGGUAUUACCAGAAGCAAGUCAAGUGCAUUCUCCAUGGACGCGCUAAAGCACUAUGACAUGGAGCUGCAGCAGAGGGUUCAAGAGGGCCAUUCAGUUUCUUUUACUGAUCUGUGGUCACUUAUUAUUGACCGCAUGUUCCAUGAUGAGCUGAAUGACAGCAAACUAUCAAAUCAGCAACAGGCUGUGAGUGUAGGACAAAAUCCAUUGCCCAUCUACGUGGCCCUGAAUGUCAAGGAGAAGUCCCAAAGCAGUUUUGAAUUUAAAGAGUGGUGUGAAUUCUCCCCCUAUGAGGUGGGAUUUCCUAAAUAUGGGGGCUUCAUUCCCUCAGAGAAUUUUGGAAGUAAAUUCUUCAUGGGACGGCUGAUGAAGAAAAUACCAGAAUCUAAGAUCUGCUUUUUGGAAGGUAUCUGGACUAAUAUUUUCUCACGGAAUUUGCUGGAUGGUUUGUACUGGUCCUCAUCGCCAGAAGAAUUUUGGGAUCGAUGGGUCAGAGACAUGGCAGAAAAAGAUGAAGAAAAUAACUUAGAAGGUGGAUACACAACUGUCUAUAAGCCUCCCUGUUCUAGCUCUGGGAAUUUCUGUGAAAUCUUUAAUGAUAUUUUAACUGAUCGUCCUUUAAAAGGGGCCAGUUACAACUUCCUGGCAGGUCUGGAAUUUAAUGAUGGUUAUUUGUACCAGGACAAGUUUAUUGAAUGGAAAGAUACUGUGUUUGAUGGCUUCCCACGCAAGCUGACGCCAGUGGAGAAAUCCCUCUGCUUAAUAGAUGUGGGCUAUUUUGUUAACAACAGUGGGCCACCUCUUCUCAAGCCAGAGAGAAAUGUUGAUGUCAUCUUUGCGGUGGAUUAUGAUUAUUACAAUAUCUUUAAGCAAACAGAGAUGAUGGCAAAAUACUGUGAAGUGCAAGGAAUACCUUUCCCUAAAAUUAACCUGACGGAGGAAGACAGGAAGAAUCCCAAGGAGUGCUAUGUGUUCUCAGAUGAAGAUCCCAGAGCUCCAAUAGUGGUUUAUUUUCCACUGGUAAACUGCACCUUCAGAGAAUACAAGGCCCCAGGAGUGAAACGCACGUCUGCAGAAAUGUGUGGAGGUGAAGUAAAAAUAAGCAGGGAUGACUCACCAUAUGCAACAAAUCAUAUAACUUACUCUGCAGAAGAUUUUGACAAGCUGCUAAAUUUAGCUACUUAUAACGUCCUCUGUAGCAAAGAGCUGCUUUUACAGAGCAUUGAGAAUGCAGUUCUGAAGAGGCAAAACGUUUGGCUUGAUAGGUCAGUCUAGAGAAUAAUUGUCUUCUGGUUCGAGAUGAUGCUAAGGAGUUGUUCUUGUGUAAUGCAGUUUUUGAUGACAAUCCUGAGAUGAUGGCUUCCAAAAUGCUUAUUUAUGAAUAUUUUUAUAACCCUCUCACUUUGGGUAUGUGUCCAGUGCAUAAGACAAGGAACUCAGAAUUUUUCAGCAGGUGGUAUGUCGAGGGGGUCAUUGAUGCUCAGCUUUCUGAGACUACU
Molecule: messenger RNA, 3179 nt
Organism: Gekko japonicus
Lineage: Eukaryota; Metazoa; Chordata; Lepidosauria; Squamata; Gekkonidae
Product: cytosolic phospholipase A2 beta-like
Exons: 24
Coding region: 1-2955 (984 amino acids)
Biological process (GO): glycerophospholipid catabolic process
Cellular component (GO): cytosol
Molecular function (GO): calcium-dependent phospholipid binding; calcium ion binding
Source: RefSeq, a predicted model, not a curated record